Messenger RNA from Carassius carassius (crucian carp), 964 nucleotides. Its product is annotated as lysophosphatidic acid receptor 6-like. The transcript has a single exon. The record is from RefSeq and is a predicted model, not a curated record. The coding region runs from base 39 to 953 and encodes 304 amino acids. Gene Ontology annotation, molecular function: lysophosphatidic acid receptor activity. Lineage: Eukaryota; Metazoa; Chordata; Actinopteri; Cypriniformes; Cyprinidae. Gene Ontology annotation, cellular component: membrane. Gene Ontology annotation, biological process: phospholipase C-activating G protein-coupled receptor signaling pathway; positive regulation of Rho protein signal transduction.
UUGAAGGUUAUUCAAGAAGAUAAAUCCUGAGAGCGGCGAUGCCAAAUCUUACGAAUAUGACAUGUCCAAAAUCAGAAAAAGACCAGGUUUUUGUUGCCGUGUAUUCAGUGGUUUUCAUUUUUGGACUAAUUCUCAACCUGACUGCACUUGUGGUUUUUUUCCGUAACUCUAAAUCCCGCUCGCACACCACAGUGUACAUGAUUCACCUGGCCUUUGCUGAUAUUAUUCUGGUUUGUACACUUCCUGUGCGGAUCUAUUACCAUGGGGGGUUGGGGGUUCCAAGUUCAAAAAUCUGUGAAUUUGCUGGUGUCAUACUGCUAAGUAACAUGUACAGCAGCAUCUUACUCCUCACGUGCAUUAGCUUUGACCGUUGCGUAGCCGUCUGCUUCCCGAUGUCUUCUCGUGUCCGUGAGGGCCGCAAGAAAGCAUGGUGCGUGUGUCUGGGAAUCUGGAUACUUACUAUCACAACAAGCUUACUGAUCUACUUUCAAGAGAAGCUAAACAAUAAUGGAAAAAACCAUCAAGAAAAUAAACAAAACAUCACAUGUUUUAGUGGUUUUCCUAGAAUUUCGACUCAAAAACCUGCUCUCGCUUCCACUCUAAUUGUCGGGUUUGGGAUCCCACUAACUGUAAUGAUUGUCAGCUCAUGGGCGCUCAUCCGAGCUAUAAGUAAAAGCACAGCUGUCCAGACUAGCAACCUAGUAGACAGCGGAAAGAUUAAAAGGAUGAUAAUAACAAACUUGGCCAUCUUUCUGUUCUGUUUUCUGCCAUAUCACGUUAUGCUCGUGCUACUUGAUGACUAUAAAGAUAAUUGCUCACUGUUUAAAGCCUACCAGUAUAGCCUCAUGAUAGCCUGCCUGAAUGCAAUGCUGGACCCCAUGGCAUACUACUUCACAACAGAGACGUUUCGGAAAAAAAAGGACAUCAAAGCUGUAUACAAAAAUGGUAACUGAACAGACACAGC